AUGUCUGCAAAUUUUCCUAUUUCUUUUCACUCUCAUCCAUUGCUCUUCAUUCCAAACCACAACGACCAAGUCAAGCAUGAUUGUUCCUGUUGUAAGAAAUCAUUAUCUGGUCCAAUUUACCACUGCCCCCAUUGUUCCUCUGAAUCAAAAUUUAAACUUCAUAAGAAAUGUGGCGAAGUAGCCCUUGAGAUUGAUCACUCAUACGAGCUUAACCAUCCGCUUACUCUCUUGCCAAAACUACCUGCUCAUCCUGAGAAACGUAGUUGCAAUUUGUGCAAAAUCAAAUGGGACGGAUUUGUUUAUUCUUGCUCUCUUUGCGACAUUGAUCUUUCAAUUAGUGAUUUUGUUUCACCAACGAUCACUGAUGCAAGUCAUGAUCACCCAUGGAGACUUGUAUUCAGAAAAAUGUCAUUUAUGUGUGACUUCUGUGACACUGCCGGUGAUCGCUCCCCCUAUCUUUGUACCGAAUGUAAUCUUCUUGUCCACAAGAAGUGCAUUUCAUUGCCACGCGGCAUCUUGAUAACUCGACAUCAUCAUGGGAUUUAUCUUUCAUAUUCUCUUCGACGAAAUCAAGUUGAAGACUGGACGUGCCGAAUUUGUUACAAUGAAGUUGAUAUGAGGUACGGCUGUUACUGUUCAUCUGUUUCUAAUUGCCAUUAUAUUGCUCAUUCAAACUUGAUUACUGAUGUUAAACAAAUAAAGAUCGGAGAGCAAAUGGUAGCAAGUGAGAUUAGGCAUGCUUACCACAUUCACAAUUUAACACUCGCUUUUAGUGGCGAGAUCAACAAUGACAUCCAAUGUGAUGGGUGUAUGAGGCCUAUCCCAACUCCUUAUUACAGUUGUGAUCAAUGCAAGUUUUUUCUCCAUAAAGAUUGUGCUGAAUUACCUAGAACAAAGCGACAUCCAUUCCACAAGCACUUGCUUACGCUUACGGUCACCAAUCGUAUGACUGUUUAUUCGUGUUCCGGUGCUUGGAAUUGCAUUUGUCUCACUAAAUUAAACGGGGACAAUAAUGCAUAUAGAUGUAUGAAUCAUUGUGAUUUCAUUUUAGAUAUAGGUUGUGCAACACAACCACUCACUGCUUGGUACAAGUAUGACAAACAUGCUCUUACUCUGACUCAUUCUGAUGAUUCUGAUACUUCUAGACUUUUCUGUGAUCUCUGUGAGAAUGAAAGAAGACCAAAUGACUGGUUUUACUGCUGUGAUGAUUGCGACAAUUCUCUUCAUUCCAAUUGUGCUAUUGGGGAUCUCCCAUACAUAAAGCUUGGAAACAAAUUUCGAAUUGGUAGCAACCGACAUGAACGUCCACUUCAAUUCACUUUUUUGAAAAACAUCUGGAAUUGCCCUCCAUGUAAGGUGUGUGGUGAGCUUUGCAAUGGUCAGGCCCUCAAAUGUAAAGAACUUCAACGCAACUUUAGCGUCCACUGGGGAUGCCGUAAAUUUCUCGGUAAUUAA
Hibiscus syriacus is the source of this 1455-nucleotide messenger RNA. RefSeq lists its product as uncharacterized. The transcript has 3 exons. NCBI's taxonomy places the organism in Eukaryota, Viridiplantae, Streptophyta, Magnoliopsida, Malvales, Malvaceae. The record is from RefSeq and is a predicted model, not a curated record. The coding region runs from base 1 to 1455 and encodes 484 amino acids.